AUGGCCGCUGGGCUUCACGAUCCGGCGUUUCUUUCUGAGUAUUUUUCCCAGAGCUCACAGACGCUGUCCUUCUACAGUUGGUAUGGAAGUGCCAAAAUUUUCCGUUUCCGUGUCCCUGAGGACACAGUGCAGUUGCGGUGGCUCCUGCAGGCUUCCAGAGACAAAGGCCCUGGAUGUGGCAAGACUCAAGUUACCUUCCACAUCCGCUUUGGUGCCCCUCCUGUCAUCAACCCUCUGGGCACACAGUUUCCUGUGAACACAAGCAUCCCUCCGUCCUUCAGCCAAACUCUGACCUUGGAUGCUGCCCUGCAGAAUAGCACUUUUGUCAACCUCACUAACCCGGCUGCUGGGGACUGGUUUCUUGCUGCCCACCUGCCCCCAGCAUCAAGCAAGAUUGAGAUGAAGGGCUUCUCCAGGUCUUGCAGCUACAUCUUCCAGCCUGACCUGUUUGUGCUGCGCCAAGUGGACAUUGUAGUCCUUAAGCCUGAUGUCCCUGUGCAACAGGUUCUGUCCAAGGGGGCUAUUAGGCCACUUCACGCCAAGAUCUUUGUUCCUGAGUACACUGCUGGGAUGCGCUUUGAGCUGGGGAAAUGCAUGGAGAAUGGCUCUGCUGCAGCCUGUGCCCUCCGAGUCACCUUGGGUUUGGCUGUGCUCUCUUGGUCUUCCCAGAAGGUGCUUCACUGCCUGGAAGCUUGCAGCAUCUUCUUGGCUUCCCCACCAUGGGGAAGGUGGGUUUGGAUCACAGUGGAGAGCCUUGGUGGUAUCAAUGCCAGCGUGUCCUUUGAGAUGGCGGUGUUCUUCAUAGCAUGCAAGCCAGGAGACGUGGCUUCCUUUCUUGGCUUCUAUCCGAGCUUGAAGCAGGACCAGGGGAUGCCAAUGCCUGGAGACCACCUCAACAGCACGUUGCUUGCCAUGGGCAGCAGCCACAAUGCCUCUGGCCCAGGAAACACCUGCCUGCGUGGCCAGCCGGUUGUCCGCGAGGAGCUGGACGUUGCGUCUGUGCGUUUCCGCAUUCUUGGAGAUUCCACUGUGCCUGUCCAGAGCGAUAUUCCCACUCUGCUACUCCUUAACCUAAACUCAGGCAUGGACAGUGGAGGGAACCUGGUGCUGAACCUGAUGCUGAACCAGACUUCUGGAAAUGCCACUGUGUUGGCCUGCUUGAGCCCUGCAUCUCCUGCACUUUCCCUGAAUGGCUCCGGUGGCUGCUGGACAGCCUUCGCUCAGGGCUACUUCCUGAAUGUGAGCAUGUCCUCCAGGGAAGCUGCAGUCAUUGUUCCUUACCCACAAACCGGCAGCUGGUAUCUGUCUCUGAAACUGCUCUGCCCAAAGGAAUCAGAAGACUGUGAUCAAGCUCAAGGCCAGGUAGCCAUGCUUGCCUACCUCACCCCCUGCUAUGACGAUUGUGGGACCUACGGACAGUGCAGCCUCAUGAGGCGCCAUGGUUACCUCUACACCGGCUGCAUCUGUAAGGCUGGCUGGGCUGGCUGGAGCUGCACAGAUGGAACCAAAGCCCAGUCUGUAGGCACCCAGAUCCUGGCCACCCUCUUGCUCACCCUCAGCAACCUGUUCUUCCUGCCUGCAAUCAUUGUGGCCCUUUACCAUUAUCACCUGGUUGAGGCCUCCGUCUAUACCUUCACCAUGUUCUUUUCCACAUUCUACCACGCCUGUGACCAACCUGGCAUUGCCGUAAUGUGCAUUAUGGACUACGACACAUUGCAGUUCUGUGACUUUCUGGGCUCUGUUGUCUCUAUCUGGGUGACCAUUCUGUGCAUGGCAAAAGUCAAGAAGAUUCUGAAAUAUGUCCUCUGCAUGCUGGGGACUCUGGUCAUUGCAAUGUCGCUACAGCUGGACCGCAGGGGUGUGUGGAAUAUGAUGGCCCCCUGUGUUUUUGCCCUCACUGUCAUGGCCAGCAUUUGGGUCUAUCGUGGGAUCUCCCGGCGCCGCUGCUAUCCUCCCUCUUGGAAGCGCUGGGUCUUUUUCCUCUUCCCUGGGACCAGCUUGGCACUUGUGGCCAUAGCAGUGUACACCUUCAUGGAAACCACUGAAAAUUACUAUUACACUCACAGCAUCUGGCACAUCAUGGUGGCAAGCAGCGUGGCCUUCCUCCUUCCUCCUGGAGAUAAGCAGAAUGACCCGUGGGCCUGGUCCCGUAAACUGCUUUGCCAUUACCAAAUCUGUAAGAAUGACCAGGAGGAACUCUACACAGUGAGGUGAUUGGAAAAGGAGGGGCUGAUGCAGCCAGACUCCCUCCCAAUGGAUCCACUUAAU
Molecule: messenger RNA, 2268 nt
Organism: Protobothrops mucrosquamatus (brown spotted pit viper)
Lineage: Eukaryota; Metazoa; Chordata; Lepidosauria; Squamata; Viperidae
Gene: PGAP6
Product: transmembrane protein 8A
Exons: 13
Coding region: 1-2214 (737 amino acids)
Cellular component (GO): plasma membrane
Source: RefSeq, a predicted model, not a curated record